Messenger RNA from Rubroshorea leprosula, 421 nucleotides. The record is from the annotation of a GenBank genome assembly. Lineage: Eukaryota; Viridiplantae; Streptophyta; Magnoliopsida; Malvales; Dipterocarpaceae.
AAGAUUGGAUUUAACCAUUUAUUGUAAUUGAAAAAAACUACACAUGGGAUAUGAUAAACAUGUGUUACUAUUUACUACUCUACUAUUCCCGUCUAGUUUUCCAUUGAUUCUGGUUCAGUUCCCUCUCUUGUCUCGGUUGAAUGAUGCAUACGUUAAGCUGCCGCCAUUUCAAGAUGCGAUGCCAGAGAAGCAACCCGAUGCUCCUCCAUCAGUAGUCAGUUAACGAUGUCUUAUUUUCAGCAACCGUAUGGGAUUCAAUGGAUCUUUUAAAUAGGUGGAGAUCCGAAGUAAGGCUGCAAAAUUUCGUAACUCUGCAGAAACUUAUGGAAGUGAUGGAAUAAAGUUGUAGACUAUAUAAAUAUAUGUAGUUUUUAAGGGCAUAUGGAAUGUUUAUGUACAAUAAUAAAGUACAAUUUCUGUU